AUGACUCUCACUCAAAUUCCGAAACAUACGGGCAUCUCGACACCCACAAUAUAUCGUAUACUCGAAAAUUGGAGGCAUCUUAGGACAGUGACACCGGGAACUACAGCAGUGGGACGUCCUCGGGAACUGACACAUUACGACUUCGACUUUAUUGAGGGUCUUGUUGAGCGCCAACCCGAUAUCUAUUUAUCAGAGAUCCGACAUGCCCUACAAUCAGUCCUCGACUUGGAUGUCUCUCUCAGCACCGUAUCCCGUUCACUUCUACGUCGCGGACUCUUGCGCAAGCAACUCACGGUCGCGAGCGCAACAAGUCGCAUUGUAACAGACACACCACAAAUCGGCGAUGGGGUUGGGCUCCAGUUGGAGAUCGGGCUCGUAGACAUGACUUCUUUGUAUUCCAUUUUACCAGCAAUUUCACUCGAGGGCGUACUUCAUCUCGAUAAUAUUCACGGCCGACCAGUCUCUGACUCACAACGAAGCGCAUUCAGCCAAACCGUGUACGGACUUUUCAACGAACUUCAUUCCGCUGGACUGGAUCCGCCGACCUGGAGCAAACGGCAAGCCACCGCUGGGGAAUAUGUUUGCCAACAGCUUUUGAAACAACACCGCGAGUUCCACUACUGCGAGGAUGGCAAGUACAAGGCAAGCUUAUAUGCAAGCAUCAAAUUCCCCGACUGGAACCGGGAUUCGCGGCAGACUGGCAAGCUGGCCGAGCGUAGUGAGGCGUCACGACACCUUUUUUCGACCUUACCGCCACCUGCGCCAAAGCGCCACCGAAAGCAGGCUAUCAAGCAACGAAAAAUCAAGGUCGAGACAGACAGCAACUUCAUUGAUUUGAGUCUCGAUGCGGAGGAUACUGAAUUAGAGGACCACGGGCAUCUGCAUGCCCCAGUGCCCAAGAAACCAUCCGUCGGGGCUCUUGCCUCAUGGCAAAUGCCUCCCUCAGGCUCUACGACACCUCCAGUGAUGCGGACACCACCCCUCGAUAUUCCGAGGUCGCCUACUCCUGUAUAUGAGCCACCACCAGCCGCAGACCACUCUAACGCCGCAUCUCGGGCUCCCACUCUAGCACCACCAGUAUCCCGCCCUUUGACUGUGUCUCACGCCAUGACACCCUUCGAACCUACUGUGCAGGACUCCCCUGAGAGACCUCUUGCUUCCACCCACGGCGAGUUACUGGGUACGGAUUUGGGUGCAAUCAACAGGCCACCACGAAUUCGAGAGAAACCUACGAGGCCCCGCCGUGUCGACAACCUGGCAGGCUUAUUCGUGCCUCGUUCUGCAGCGACACCCCCAGUUCCCAGGCCGACAAUAGUUCUACCACCAGUCCAACCCAUAACAGCUGCAACCACAAACGACGACCUGCCAUUGGGACCGUCUUCGGACUCACCUCACGCCGGAUGCUCCAGCAAUCUUAAGUUCCCACCACCACCUCCGGAUGCGAGAGUGACGAAGAAACGAACCCCAGUCAAGCCCAACGGCUCGUCAACACAGCGGAACCUUUACCUUAUGGAGUACCUACAGCAUCAUCCCCAGACAACAGCGCAAGAAUUCAAGGUCGUGUGGGAUACAUUGGUUCAAGCAGAGGUCAAACAGGAAUACAAACGGCUUGCGAGCCAAGACCAGGCCUCAAACUAG
Messenger RNA from Pleurotus ostreatus (oyster mushroom), 1638 nucleotides. RefSeq lists its product as uncharacterized. The coding region runs from base 1 to 1638 and encodes 545 amino acids. The transcript has 10 exons. The record is from RefSeq and is a predicted model, not a curated record. Lineage: Eukaryota; Fungi; Basidiomycota; Agaricomycetes; Agaricales; Pleurotaceae.